UACAGACAAAUGACUUACCUACUCGCGCCGAACAGCUGCAGCGGCCUCCUCAAUAUCGCGUGCGUCUCGCCCCAACACCCUGCCUCUUCGGCGGUGACCCGAUCCGCCUCGCGCACGCCCGUCAGCGACGUCGGCUGGAGCUCCGGCAGGUGGCCCUCGGACUCGGUGAUGGACCGGAACGACUCGUGGAACUGCGCCGCGGGCGACGUCCGCUCGCAGAGCCGGAACUCGAGCCCGCACCGCCAGGGCGUGUCCACGACCAACUGGCCCGCAUUCGUGCCGUUCUGGCCCACGUGGUCGAAGCGCACGCCGGCCCGUCGUAACUGGUCGGCCGUGUCCGCGACGGAACUACACCGGAAGACCAGGGCCGCGGCGGACGAAGAGAGCGGCUGGACGCGCCAGUCGACGCCGCCGCUCCGGAUGACGCCGGGCGGCGUGCUCUUCGGCUGGGCCACCCUUCUUUUUACUUCGAAGAACGCGUCCGCCGCGUCGAGUUUCGACGAGGAGACGACGACCUCCCUCAGUAAACCUUUGCUCGUCCGCGACGCUUCCAGGCGCGCGUCGCGCAGCACGGCCGGCGUCUCGCCCAACAGCGCGUGUCGUGCCAGCCAGGACGACGCGAGCGCUAAGGGUGCCGGCGAGCUUCCGUCCGGCCCGCUCGCGACGAGGGCGCCCAACCGUGGUGCGUUCCGUAAUCGUCGAAGCUCCGAGAGCCAGCUCACCUCUCUCAGCUCCACUCUGACGUUGUCCGCGGCGGCGACGGCGCGGCAGCCGUGCGCCACGCGCUCCAGUGGAGAGGUGGCGAGGCCCAGUUUCGAGAGCGUGUCCGAGGCCGCCCUUACGGCUCGUACGGAAUCAGUUAACACUGUUAAGCGGAGCAUGGUACGUGUUUUUCGGGUUCAGGUGCUCUGAGAUUGCUUUUGAACGCGGACGACGUUAGCUGAAGCUUGGUGCGCCGCUGUAGCACCUUCCUGGCUGUAUGUGUCGAUGGUUUUUACGAGCGUUGCAAUUAUUGGCGCGGCGGUCGUGGCACUGCGUACUUGGCCUUGCUCGC
This is a messenger RNA of Pelagomonas calceolata, 1054 nucleotides long. Lineage: Eukaryota; Pelagophyceae; Pelagomonadales; Pelagomonadaceae. The record is from the annotation of a GenBank genome assembly.